AUGACUGCAGCACCCCCCACUGUGCCGUCAGACCACAACGGAAACCCGCUCCCUCGAGCCCACGCAGGGCCCUCUCGGCAACCGCAAAGAGAAGACUCCUGGGCGCCUACCCGCUACCUCGAACCGCCCCAUCCCGACAAUGAAGAGGUGCUGGAGCAAGCAGCGUAUCAGGCAGCUGUGACUCGAGCCCCAGGAGACGACAGGAAGCGAAAGAUCAAGCCAAGAAGAACAGUGGAUUACCAGGGCGGUGUACAGAAAUGGCGCAUGCUCAACAAGCUGAAGGGCAUACACGAAUUUAGACCUUCUAUACACCCCAACGCUUCGGACAUUGUAAACCUGCUACCUCCAAUGGCUCUGCGGUCAAAUCCUUCGACUUCUGUAUGUGACUAUUGGGUCCACACUUCGAUCAACAAGGAGCGCUCUCCAACGCGUGUAGUCCAGUGGACACCGGACGCCCGACGUCUGCUCACUGGUAACGACAAAGGUCAAUUCACCCUCUGGAACGGCGCCUCCUUCAAUUAUGAAUCCAUCACUCAAGUCCAUGACGACUCCAUUCGAUCCUUCACCUACUCGCAUAACGGGCAAGCUCUAGUCUCCGCAGACAAAGGCGGGACGAUCAAAUACUUUACGCCCCACUUGACAAAUAUCCACGGGUUCCAAGGGCAUAGAGAAGCAUGUCACGAUGUCAGCUGGAGUCCCAACGAUGAGCGAUUUGUCUCAUGUGGAGAUGAUGGUUUGGUCAAGAUCUGGAGCUAUAGAGAAGCUAAAGAGGAAAAGACUUUGUCGGGACACGGUUGGGAUGUUCGAUGCGUCGACUGGCACCCUACGAAGGGGCUUAUCGCUUCCGGAUCUAAAGACAUGCUCGUCAAGUUCUGGGAUCCGCGAACAGGAAAAGAUCUCAGUACCUUACACUCUGCAAAAUCUACUAUCAACGCUUGUCGCUGGUCUCCCGAUGGCCAUCUUGUUGCAACAGGAGGCCAAGACAAUGUCAUUCGACUAUUCGACAUUCGGACUUUCCGUGAACUGGAGGUCUUGAAAGGUCAUCAGAAGGAAGUCAACACCAUUGAAUUCCACCCCAUCCACCAUUCUCUCAUUGUUUCUGGCGACGCUGCAGGGGCUAUCAACUAUUACUCGCUAGACUCACCUACCCCUAGCGAACCUAUCACAUCCCUCUCGUCCGCUCAUGAGGAUGCCGUCUUUUCGCUUUCUUGGCAUCCACUUGGACACAUCUUGUGUUCGGGAUCGAGAGACUUUACGGCGAGGUUCUGGUGUCGUGCCCGACCUUCUGGUGGACAGGAGGAUGAUAAGUGGCAUUUGGGUGAAGAUGGAGCUGCACAGAGAGAGCUCGAGAAGGUGCACAAACGAGCUUGGGGAGUGCCUGCCCGCAGCGAGAAGAAAGAGGAGGCCUCUUUGCCGGGUCUUUCAAACCUCAUGGCAGCUGUCGGCAACAACAAUUCUCACUCUUCUUCCCUCCCGGGUCUUUCAGCACCUCCCGGCCUUCCCGGUCUUGGUGGUCUCGGUGCCUCUAAUGGUGGUCCAUCGCGGACAUCCACACCCGGAAAUAUGAGUGACGCCGGCUUCCGGAGAGGCGCGCUGCCGAGCCAAGGAGAUAUGCUGAAGCAGAAUAAUGUGCCCGGCGGGAGGUUUGGUGAACGAGGGGCUGGGGCUCCCACAAGGUCAGUGUCGGAGAACAGGGACCGACCACCAUUCCGUGGUGCUCCUGGUAAUGCGCCCCCUGCGUCCGCGUCGGGUGGCUACCCGUCUGCGGGACAGGGAGGCGGAGGCUACGGUGGCUACCCACCACCUGGUGCUCCUCAGGGGGGGUUCUCCAAUCACCCGCCACCUAGUGGUGGUUCAGGGUAUGGCGGUCCACCUCAACAGGGACAGGCUGGGUACCCGCCUUAUGGUAGAGAUGGCAGAGACGGCAGGGAUGGCAGGGACAGACAAGGAUAUGGGGGUGGAGGUGCGGGUCAAUAUGGCAGUAGUGGCGGGGGAUAUGGGGGAGGCGGCGGUAGAGGAGGCUACAGCGGAGGAGGUGGCAAAGGGGGCUACAAUGGAGGGGGAAGCGGCGGAUAUGGCGGCCGCUACUAG
This is a messenger RNA of Cryptococcus wingfieldii CBS 7118, 2091 nucleotides long. Its product is annotated as polyadenylation factor subunit 2. Gene Ontology annotation, molecular function: protein binding. Gene Ontology annotation, cellular component: mRNA cleavage and polyadenylation specificity factor complex. The record is from RefSeq and is a predicted model, not a curated record. The transcript has 6 exons. NCBI's taxonomy places the organism in Eukaryota, Fungi, Basidiomycota, Tremellomycetes, Tremellales, Cryptococcaceae. The coding region runs from base 1 to 2091 and encodes 696 amino acids.